AUACAACCAACUUCUUAAGGUGCUCAGUCCUUUACCCAACAGCAGUUUAGAAAACAAAACAAAAAGUUAAUAGUUUAUUAUAGCGAUUUUGCUAAGUUUUUUUAAACAAUUUUAAAGGAUAAAACAGCGAAGAUGAAGCCGAUUUCGAUGGGGGAACACUGUUCGACACAACACCAGGGGCCAAUGUGGCCGCUAGGCGUCGCUGUUAGAGGCGACUUGAUAAAAAUCAUCUUCUGGCACGUCUCGUCACGUCAUUCAGAACUAGUUUUGCAUACAUUUUGUAAUAUUUUAAAUAUACGUUACAUUUCUACAUCAUUAAGAAAAUGUAAUUAGAUAUAAUGUGUGUGAAAACAAACACUUAACAGCUUCGUCACAACUUUAUUCCAGUUUUGUUUUUAAGAAACAAAAUAAUCUUUUGAUCACAAUGUUGGUGACUACCGUCGGCUGCUUCUUAUACUUCGCGUUUGGAAGCAACUUAUUAAAGGAAAGGUUACACUUAGCAAACCCUACGGCUACAUUCGUCUCUACAGGUCGCCUGAAGGAUUAUAAGCUGAACUUUGGUCUUUGGGGUGAAAAUGUUACAACUCGAUGGCAUGGUGGAGUGGGCACCAUUGAGCACAGCCCAGGUGCAGAGGUGUGGGGGGUGAUCUGGUCUCUGAACAAUGAAGAUCUUGCAAACUUAGACAGCCAGGAAGGUGUGAAAGAUGGAUUCUACACUCCUUUGACUGUGUCGGUGGAGACAGACAAAGGCCCGGUGGUCUGCAGGACGUAUCAGAUGAAUAAUUUCUAUGCUACUGUUGCAUCUCCUCAGUACAAAGAGGUGGUGUGUCUGGGUGCAGUGCAGAACAAUCUCCCAGACGAAUACGUGACCAGGCUGAAGGCCGUUCAGACCAACAACUACACCGGCCCAUCGCUCCGUGAUCAAAUCAUGGUGCCGAGCAGCGAAAACUGUACGUCCUUAACAUCAGAGAUUAACUGACUGUUCCGAAAACACGAAGAGCUGCAUGUUAAUUAAAAAUAAACGUUAUUACCUAAUCGAAAAGUAGGAGUUAGUAGAAAAACUUUGGAGUGUUUAGCUUCUGCUUUAGGCUCCUAAUCGAUAAGUAUUAUUUUAAAGUAGACACUGAUUAGCUGAAAGGUAACCAUGAUUACAAGCCUGGCUCUGUGAAACGGAAGGUACCAUUAGGUACUGGUUUGGUCUUACUACCAAACUAUGGGGUGACUGUGGCACAGGAGUUAAGUGCUCGCCCCGUAAUCGGAAGGUUGCAGGUUCGAGCCCCUGCUCAGUCUGUCGCUGUCGUUGUGUCCUCGGGCAAGACACUUAACCCACCUUGCCUGCUGGUGGUGGUCGGAGGGACCGGUGGCGCCAGUGCUCGGCAGCCUCGCCUCUGUCAGUGCGCCCCAGGGCAGCUGUGGCUACAUCGUAGCUCAUCACCAUCUGUGUGUGAAUGGGUGAAUGACUUGUGUUGUAAAGCGCCUUGGAGGGUUCCAGGAUUCUAGAAGGCUCUAUAUCAAAUACAGGCCAUUUUACUACGAAAUUUACAUUAGUCGCAUUUAAGCUUAUAUAUUUUUAAAUAGCUAUGAAGUCUUAUUGUGCAUGCAAUCAAUGAUUAAAUGUUUGGCUGAACUAAAAGCUGCUUAAAUGUUAAAAACUUGUGACGUGAGAAUUUAUUCAGCUUGUUUAUUGCGUUUAUGCAUUUCCUGUUACCCAUUAAAAGCCCUGUUUACUAACGUAAA
Nothobranchius furzeri (turquoise killifish) is the source of this 1737-nucleotide messenger RNA. RefSeq names its product gamma-glutamylcyclotransferase a. Gene Ontology annotation, molecular function: gamma-glutamylcyclotransferase activity. The record is from RefSeq and is a predicted model, not a curated record. NCBI's taxonomy places the organism in Eukaryota, Metazoa, Chordata, Actinopteri, Cyprinodontiformes, Nothobranchiidae.